Suillus bovinus is the source of this 1151-nucleotide messenger RNA. RefSeq lists its product as uncharacterized. The record is from RefSeq and is a predicted model, not a curated record. Bases 1 to 936 code for a protein of 311 amino acids. The transcript is spliced from 13 exons. Lineage: Eukaryota; Fungi; Basidiomycota; Agaricomycetes; Boletales; Suillaceae.
AUGACCAUAGUCUCAAAUGAUCCCUCUUGGUGGCCGGUCAUCGAAGCAGUUCGGUUUUCUAGCUAUUUUGGAGUUGUAGGCUUUGUUGUAGUGACGUAUGACUGGGCCCUUACGUUUGGACAAGAGGUCGAAUUGUUCUGGAGGCAACGUUGGUCUCUGAUGACGUUUCUGUAUCUCGGCGUGCGCUACCUCGGAAUCUUAUUUGCCCUGAUGAUACUUUCAUACAGACAGUCUCCCGACCAUCUCGCUGACAGAUACAGCCGUAUUAUGUACCUCGUACAUAAUUGGACGAAUGUUUUGGUAUUUGUGAUGCUGUGGGUCAUCAUUAUCACUCGGUUGCAUGCCAUGUAUCAAGGAUCCAGAAAGAUCCUGAUAUUUCUCAUUGCCACCUUCCUGGCUAUCAAGAUUUUCAGCGUAUUGGUCGCCAUAAUGAUAACGAUGCAUGCUUCAGGGGAGGAAUAUAUUCUCUCCGGUGCUUAUAUGUGCCAGAUAAACUUUCCGGAAGAUGUCACACUUCUGAUUGUCAUUACUUGGAUACUCGGAACUGUGUGGGAGGUCCUCGCAUUAUGUCUCGCAGUUUGGAUUGCUGUAAAACGCUUUCAUGAGCUGCGACGUUAUUCGGCAGGAGGGAUUAUCGGGGACUGUUUCUCGGUGUUGAUCAAAACUCACAUGGCAUACUUUGCGAUUUUUGUUGCUGUUUCUUGCUUCAACCUCGUUUCUAACGUAUCUCCAACAAUCUUAGCGUACCCAUAUUCCUUAGGAACUCAGACUCUUACUGGCUUACUUGAGAUUUUCGCAGUCGUGCAGGUGUUUGUGCUGGGACCACGCCUGAUCCUUGGCAUUCGAGAAUACCACGCUAAGGUCGUGGCCAACUCCGACGCAGCAUCUGGUAUGACCUCAGAUCGCUUUCCAGGAGCGCGUGCAUGUAUCGACUAGCAGUAAGCGUGUGACACACGAGAGGUCAAUAGUCGUCUGGUGCUCUGUAGGAAGCAGGGAAGUUUGUGUCGCAGUUUUGUCUCCACUCCAAGCCUCGUUGCAGUAUUUAUGUAUCAUGAUUAAAAUAUUUGAUGUAGAUGUCGAUGAGACAUGUGUAGUGGGUCUGGGCAAUAUUUCCGUCGUAGUAUUUAUUCGAAUCAUUUGCCAUAUACUAU